This is a messenger RNA of Parnassius apollo (apollo), 981 nucleotides long. The record is from the annotation of a GenBank genome assembly. NCBI's taxonomy places the organism in Eukaryota, Metazoa, Arthropoda, Insecta, Lepidoptera, Papilionidae.
AUGUUUAUGUGUCACCGGUGUAAUAGUGAAGCCAGGGAUGGUGUGCAGUGUACGAUGUGCCUCAACCGUUUCGAUUUCCCAUGUGCAGGAAUAACAGAGGCAGGAUAUCGCAAACUUGGGGACAGAAAGGCUACUUGGAAAUGCAAUACCUGUAAGACAGGAACUGCGAGUCCUAAUCUUUCUUCCGAGAAAACAGUACAAGGAAGGGUACCAUCUUAUGGUGAUCUGGAGAAUAUUCGUCUUGAGCUUAGUAAGAUUACCAAACAAAUAUCGUCAUUACCACAGUUAAUUGCAAGUGUCAAGACUAUCCAGGCUGACAUCUCAGAUCUUAAGGAUAUGAAGAGUGAAAUGAUGGACGUUAAAAACUCCUUGAACCAUGUGCAUACUUCGGUUGAGGGACUUACUAACAAAUUGACCGAGAUCGAUCGGGAAAUUCAGUCUCUUCAAAAAACUAAGGAUGAUGUUGUACGUGUUGAACAUCGAUUGGAGAAGCUUGAGGCCGCUGUACGCGAAAAUCAGCAAAGAUCGCGCCUGAACAACAUUGAGAUCAAAGGCGUUCCUGUAACCUCCUCUGAAAAUCUUUUUACUAUUAUUUCCAAUAUUGGUAGUAAAAUAGGUUACGAAGUUCCUAAGGAGCAAAUCAACUACGUAGCAAGAGUACCUCAGCGUAAUAAUAAAAACACCAAAAACAUCAUUGUGUCACUUCACACCCGUUACCUGAGAGAUAAUUUUAUAGCUGCUGCUAAAAAAUGUAAAACUUUAACUGCUGCGGAUUUAGGAUUGAGAAGUGAUAGCAGGAUUUUCGUUAAUGACCACCUUACGUUUGAGAAUAAACAGCUACUUAAUAAGACAAAAGCUCUUGCAAGGGAGAAAAAUUUUUCUUAUACAUGGGUAAAAAACUGUACAAUUCUAAUGAAAAAGAAUGCGACAUCUCCUACAUAUGCAAUAAAAACGGAAGCAGAUUUAAAGAAGAUUUUCUGA